CAUUGCACCUUGCAUUAUGAUAGCAGACCCAGCUUUUGUUCCCCUAGGUGUUGCUGAACUUCAGCUCUUGAACAGUCAUGCCAGACAGGGAAUGUAGGGUCAUGUGCAGCCCUACUGAGUAUACAGGGGUCAUAUUUGAUGUUUCCAAUCAUAGCUGCGGGCUGUAGUGGCAGUACAUGAGGCUGAUUUUACUGCAUGUCACCACUAGGUGGAGCUCACAGGUUCACAGAGUUCCUCAGUAUAGAACAGACCAUGGAAAUUGCAGUCAAACAAGUUUACUGUGUUCCAAAUGCAAAGAAUUCCAAUGCAUGAAUGAAUGAGUGAAUAGUGUCUGCGCCUAUGAACCCAUAAUGCAUUACUGACCGGUGACCUCCCCUCCCCAAAUACUUCUAUUUAGCCUGUUCUGUUAGAUGCAUUGCUUCCUCUGAUGGAUUGUCAUUUUGUCAUUUGAAGUGCUUUAUCAGUAAAUAAUAUCUAUAUCUAUCAAAUCCAAUGCCUUAUCUUCAGUUAUCAAUUGAUUCUUCUGCCUUUGGUAUAUUCCUUUAAUUUAACCAUCUCACUGCCUCUUUUCGCUUACCAAGUAGAGUUUGUGCCCAUAAGUAGCAGGCACUAAGAGGUUAAUGAUUAACCAGUCUGGUUUCAGGCGCUCCUUGAAAGAAACAUUUGACCUUCACAACAUUACACUCCCCCUUCUCUCCCCCACCCUCCUCCUCCUCUCUCCCCACCCUCCACCUCGCUUCUCUCCACCUACAGCAACUCAAAAACAAGAUUUUAGAAUUAAGCAGAGGGAGGGUGAACGUCUCCACUUUUUUGGUCGUUAUGUCCUCAACAAUAAACUUGGGGCCGUCUGCAAAUCCAAAGUCCUUCUCGCCAAGCGUAAAUGUGACAGUAACUUCUACGCAGUGAAGGUUCUGCAGAAGAAGACCAUCCUCAAGAAAAAGGAGCAAAACCACAUCAUGGCCGAGAGGAAUGUUCUGCUAAAGAACCUGAAGCAUCCAUUCCUGGUGGGGCUGCACUACUCCUUCCAGACUGCCGAGAAGCUCUACUUUGUACUUGACUAUGUCAAUGGAGGGGAGCUGUUCUUACAUUUACAAAGGGAAAGAUGUUUUCUAGAACCCCGUGCCCGAUUCUAUGCUGCAGAAGUGGCCUGUGCCUUGGGUUAUCUCCACUCCCAGAACAUCAUCUACAGAGAUUUAAAACCAGAAAACAUUCUACUGGACAGUCAGGGCCAUGUGGUACUAACAGAUUUUGGGCUGUGCAAGGAAGGCAUGGAACCAGAGGAGACCACUAGUACCUUCUGUGGAACCCCAGAGUACCUGGCCCCGGAGGUGCUCAGGAAGCAGCCGUAUGACCGUACAGUAGACUGGUGGUGCCUGGGAGCAGUGCUGUAUGAGAUGCUCUAUGGACUGCCCCCAUUCUACAGCCGUGACGUGUCCCAGAUGUACGAUAACAUUCUGAGCCAACCACUCCAGCUCCCAGGGUGCAAGACCACGGCCACAUGUGACAUACUCCGAGGGCUCCUCCAUAAGGAACAACGAUGCCGUCUGGGUGCUAAAGCUGACUUUCAAGAAAUUAAGAACCACGUUUUCUUCAGUCCAAUUAACUGGGAUGACCUAUAUCACAAGAGGAUCGCUCCACCUUAUAACCCAAACGUGGCUGGGCCAGGAGACCUGCGACACUUUGAUCCAGAGUUCACACAGGAGGCGGUGCCAAACUCGGUUGGUUGCACCCCUGAUUUGAACGUAAGCAGUUGCAGCAGCUCCAGUGCUUUUCUUGGCUUCUCCUAUGCACAGAGUGAUGAGGACUACUUGAGUUGAUCUCACAGUGAUAUUAUAUUUGUCUAUAUAUUGUGCAUCUUGGAAGCAGAUUUAAGCCCCACACUCUUCCUCAGACUAGAGGCAUUAAAGGCCUCACUUCUACUACAAUCAAUGGAGGCAGCUCAAAAGUACUUAUUGUUUUGUGCUGCUCCAAGUCUUAUCUGCUGUUUGUCGCACUGUGAUGUGCCUGGGCAUGGUAGAAGGUCUUGAAGGUCUUAACUGAUGACUACUUGAUCUUAGUUUUGGAAGUAUCAAGAACGGCUCCAAAUAUUGACCCCAUUCAUUGGCAGCUAGGAUUUGGUACAUACAUCACUAAGGAAUGAGCUACCAUAGUACUGUUUUGUGUUCUCCAUCACUGCCUCGUCUCUUCAUUCAUCAUCUCAGAUGUUUUCUUUGUUAUUAUUUCUUGUCUGCCAUCUUCUUUCAUCCAGUUCUGUUUUGCACCCCCUUCAUCCUCCUUUUUGUAUGCCUUUCCUUUUCACCCUCCUGAUUUGUUUGGUCUUUUUCUGGCUUAGGCUACUGUAAAAAUCCCAUUGGCUUGCGUAAUUACAUCAAUAAUUCAUUGAAUACAUUGCAUCAGCCAAAUGGCAAACGUAAAAAGAAAAUUGGCAGACUUUGCAGGAUAUCACAUUUUUGGGCAUUUGCUGAAAAACAUCAUUAACUUUCCAUGAGUAUUGUUUGCAAUGCAAACGCAAUGAGAACUGUUGCAUGUGGCUGAAAUAAGCUGUGGUUUCAAGAUUGCUCUAGUAAUUUGCACUGCAUCAUAACAUGGAGCAUGGUACAGAGUCAUUAGUUGUGACCUGCAUCAUUGCAUUUAUUCAACUACUAAUCAUCUGGAAUAGGGAUGCCCCCUGUCCGGUGACAUCACUGCCCCUACAAUUUACACCACUGCUCAUCCGCUUGCGUCCUUGCCCCCCACUCUGCUGGUAUAGAUUUUUUUUAAAAGCUGGCAACCCUAAUGGGGGAGAAGUUAUCUUUUUAUGUUCACAAUUUAUGCAAAUGUGUGUUCUUAUUUAGUUCAGUAUUCAGUGGAAUCUUUGUGGAGGAUUUGGGAUUUGCCUGGAUUAAAAAUUAUAAAUGACA
Molecule: messenger RNA, 2900 nt
Organism: Xenopus laevis (African clawed frog)
Lineage: Eukaryota; Metazoa; Chordata; Amphibia; Anura; Pipidae
Gene: sgk2.L
Product: serum/glucocorticoid regulated kinase 2 L homeolog
Exons: 11
Coding region: 621-1817 (398 amino acids)
Cellular component (GO): endoplasmic reticulum; cytoplasm
Molecular function (GO): nucleotide binding; protein serine/threonine kinase activity; ATP binding
Source: RefSeq, a predicted model, not a curated record